UUCUUCUUCUUCACUUUCAAAAUCUCUCACUCUCCGAUCUCAGCUCAACCCCAUUCGAUUCCAACCCCGUUAGCUCUAAUUUAACGUCGCUGGAUUCAAUUCCUCCAUCAAAGCAAGAAUCUUCGCCUCUCUCUUUUUUCCCCCAAUUUCAAGAAAUUAGGGUUUUCAGCUAUCUCAUCUCCGAUGGCUUCCAUGGGCGCCUCCUACUGGUGCUACACGUGCAGCCGCAUGAUCCGGGUCCGGGUCCGGGCCCAAGACUCGAUCUUUUGCCCCGACUGCGGCGCCGGGUUCAUCGAAGAGAUCCACACCCCGACCCGAUCUCCUCUUAACCACCCAUUUCCGGCCGCCGCGAUGUUCAUCGACACCACGCCGGUGUCGCAGAGCCCGAGGCUGCGGCGGAGCCAGAGGAGCAGCCGCGACCGAUCUCCUUUCAACCCGGUCAUUGUCCUCCGCGGCCCGCCUGAUUCCGGAGCCCCGGCUACGGAGACCGACCCGGGGACGUUUGAGCUUUACUACGACGACGGAGCCGGGUUGGGGCUCCGGCCGCUGCCGUCGAGCAUGUCGGAUUUCUUGAUGGGGUCGGGUUUCGACCGGUUGCUGCAUCAGUUGACUCAAUUGGAGAACGGCGUUGGGAGAUUGGACCACCCGCCGGCGUCGAAGGCCGCGAUCGAGUCGAUGCCGGUGAUUAAGAUCGAGGACAGCCACGUCACGACGGAGUCGCACUGCGCGGUGUGUAAGGAGGCGUUUGAGCUUGAUUCGGAGGCGCGUGAGAUGCCCUGUAAGCACAUUUACCAUAAUGAUUGUAUCUUUCCUUGGCUUUCGAUUCGGAAUUCGUGCCCGGUGUGUCGUCAUCAGCUGCCGAGUGACGUCCGCGGCGGGGGUGGGAGCGGCAGUGGGAGGCCCUCGCUGGAGACUGCUCUGAUUGGAGAGGAAGAGACUGUGGGAUUGACUAUAUGGAGGUUGCCGGGAGGUGGAUUCGCUGUGGGGAGGUUCACCGGAGGGAGAAGAGCUGCGGAGCGUGAGCUUCCGGUGGUGUACACUGAGAUGGAUGGUGGGUUUAACACGGCUGGCGGUGCUCCGAGGAGGAUUUCCUGGCCAUCGAGUGGAAGAAGGACAAGGGAGAGUGGUGGUUUUGCUAGAGCUUUUCGGAAUUUCUUCUCAUUUUUCGGGAGGCUUAGGAGCUCAUCAUCUUCAAGGUCGAGCUCAGAGUCUGGUUUAGGAAGAAGAAGUCGGAGCAUUAGUGUGUUCAGUAGAGCGUCGCGAAGGCGGAAUCAGGGCUGGGCUUUUGAAGAGGAUGAGAACUGAUGGAGGUUUAGCUUCUUUUUAAGUUUUGAUCAAUGCGUUUGAUUGGAAUUCUGCUAAUGUCUGUACAUUUAUGGUUUCUUUGCUGUAAAUAGCAAUACAGGUCACUAAGACCGAAGAGUCUUUGAAUUGUGACUGUUGAAGAGGUGGAAAUUUUGAAUUGUUAGGAUUGACUUUCUGAAGAUCUGGAAGGAGGAGGAGAAGUAAGCUUAAGAUGUUAGAAGCUUUGUGGUGGGCGGGCGUUGUAGAAGCCUUUGUGUUGUUGCUUGUAUCAUUGCUAGGGUUUAAGGCCUCUCUCUUGUUGCAGACAAGCAGUGAAUUAACUUAGAAGCUGAUUGCUGCUUUUGGUCCAUUGUUGUAUUAGAAUUGUUCUUAUUCAAUCUAAAGUGAUUAAUUUC
Fragaria vesca subsp. vesca is the source of this 1700-nucleotide messenger RNA. RefSeq names its product E3 ubiquitin-protein ligase RING1-like. Bases 184 to 1305 code for a protein of 373 amino acids. Lineage: Eukaryota; Viridiplantae; Streptophyta; Magnoliopsida; Rosales; Rosaceae. The record is from RefSeq and is a predicted model, not a curated record. Gene Ontology annotation, cellular component: cytoplasm. Gene Ontology annotation, molecular function: ubiquitin protein ligase activity. The transcript has a single exon. Gene Ontology annotation, biological process: protein ubiquitination.